AAAAUACACGAAACGUCGAAAAAGAAAGGCAAAAGUUAUCCACGACGUUUGCUCAGCUUGGAGAAGGGUUUUCUCGAAAGGAAAAGAUACAACAAUCCACUGGCGGAAGGUGAAACGUUGCCAAAAGACGACUUUCUAAGCGCUUUUGCACGAUGGAGGACGAUUGGGAAGCACUGGCCGAACAGAAGGCCGAGCAGCUGUUUGCCAAGGCCGACGUGAACAAGUGGGCUGGCGAGGACGAGGACGAUGUAAAGGACAACUGGGAGGAUGAUGACGAGGAGGAGGAGAAAAAGGAUGCACCCAAACAGGAAGAUACACCUACGAAAAAUGCCAAACCUAAGAAAGCUGCCCAACAGAAGAAACUCAAAAAAGAGGACCUGGAACGACUCCAGCGGGAGGAGGAAGAGUUUGCGAACAUGACGCCGGAACAGCAACUGGCCGAAAAGCGAAGGCUGCAGAAGCUGCAGGAAGAAAAUGACCUGAAAACGGCCAUGGAAACGCUAGGCAUCACACCAAUGUCCACGGGCAACGGUAUCGAUGGAAUGCAUCCGACCACGAAGGAGGAGUUUACCGAACUGGCCGAAGCGAUAAGCAAAAAGCUGGCCAACUACCGUGCGAGUACGGAAUAUCAAGGCUUUUUGGAAGAACUGCUGCUGAAACUGUUUGCCAGCCUGUCGUCCAAUAACAUUCGGAAAGCUAAAACCACCCUAGACAACUUGUACUUGGAAAAGCAGAAGGUCGAGAAAGGUGACAAGCCAAAGAAGACCAAAGGCAUCAAGGUGAAAGCGAAGCUGCGUGUCGAGGGUGAAAAUACUACUUUGAACGAGUAUGAAACCAAGUAUGAUGAUUACGACGAUUACGAUGAUUUUAUGUAACGGUCCAUGCUGGUGCACAUGUCGGUUGGAACCAACAGCAUCAAUGUCGUCCAUGUCGUCAUCGUCAGAAUCAAACAACCAUCGCCAUCAUCAUCGCCGCUUAGCCAGAACCAGUGGCAGGGGGAGCAGUGUCUUGCAAGAAGUUGAUCGCCGUCUCGAGCAGACCGUGGUGUGGUGCUGGCCUGGCACUACAGGAUAGGAGAAAUUUGAAAUGCACACACACAUACACGCGCGCGCACACAUAUUCAAUAUUAUAAAGGAUAAUGUAGGAUGUAUAGAAGGACUAUUUACUUUAGCUCUGUGUGAGUGCGUGUGUGUGCGUGGGUAGGUGUUUGUGUGGGUAUGUAUCCUCAAUGUUAAUCGAUACACAGUUUUGUUACAUUUCAACUCGUUUUUUGAUAACUACUACUACUACUCGAUACUACUACUAGCAUGACAGUCUUAGAAAGUCGGAGUCAGAGCUCCAAACGAGAGGGAGGUGUAUAGGAUAGAGAAUGGGUGUGUGCGUGUGCACGCACAAAAGCAUAAAAAAGAGGAAGCAGGAAGUGUGCAUACCAACAUAACUGAUAACAGUCACCAGCUACCAGGAUUUAAACAACAACAAAGAAAAACUCUUACCUUCACGUUUGGCAAUUACUCUGUAGUAGGUUCGUUCUAGAGAAGCGUAUAAAAAAGGUUCCCCACACACACACACAUUCUUAGGACAUAUAUGCCACAAUAAAUCUUCGAGAGCAAUGCAGAAAUCGAGAGACGACCAAUUUGACUGUAAAUAAAACGGUGGAGAUUGCGAGCGGACAAGA
Messenger RNA from Anopheles merus, 1675 nucleotides. It is a transcript of the gene eIF3j, whose product is annotated as eukaryotic translation initiation factor 3 subunit J. The coding region runs from base 153 to 875 and encodes 240 amino acids. The record is from RefSeq and is a predicted model, not a curated record. Gene Ontology annotation, molecular function: translation initiation factor activity. The transcript is spliced from 6 exons. Gene Ontology annotation, cellular component: eukaryotic translation initiation factor 3 complex; cytoplasm. NCBI's taxonomy places the organism in Eukaryota, Metazoa, Arthropoda, Insecta, Diptera, Culicidae.